Molecule: messenger RNA, 786 nt
Organism: Eimeria mitis
Lineage: Eukaryota; Apicomplexa; Conoidasida; Eucoccidiorida; Eimeriidae
Exons: 3
Coding region: 1-786 (261 amino acids)
Source: RefSeq, a predicted model, not a curated record
AUGAUGCAAACCCCCUGCAGCAGCAGCAGCAGCAACAGCAGCAACUGCUGCAGCUGCAGUUGCAGCAGCAGCAGCAGCAACAGCAGCAGCUGCUGCAGCUGCAGUUGCAGCAGCAGCAACCGCAGCAACAGCAGCAGCUAUAUAGACACAGAUAACACAAACACAGAUGAUGCAAACCCCCUGCAGCAGCAGCAGCAGCAGCAACAGCGACAGCAGCAGCUGCUGCAGCUGCAGUUGCAGCAGCAACAGCAGCAACAGCAGCAGCUGCUGCAGCUGCAGUUGCAGCAGCAGCAACCGCAGCAACAGCAGCAGCUGCUGCAGCUGCAGUUGCAGCAGCAGCAACCGCAGCAACAGCAGCAGCUGCUGCAGCUGCAGUUGCAGCAGCAGCAGCAGCAGCAACAGCAGCAGCUGCUGCAGCUGCAGUUGCAGCAGCAGCAGCAGCAACAGGAGCAGCUGCUGCAGCAGCAGCAGCAGUUGCAGCUGCAGCUGCAGUUGCAGCAGCAGCAGGAGGAGGAGUUGCUGCUGCAGCAACAGCAGCAGCAGCAGUUGCAGCUGCAGCAGGAACAGCAGCAGCGGCAGGAGCAGCAGGAGCUGCUGCUGCAGCUGCUUCAAGAAAAGCAGCAGCAGCAGCAGCAGCAGCAGCAGCAGCUGCAGCAGCAGGAGCUGCUGCAGCUGUCUGCAACAGCAGCAAUAUUUCUAGCAAAAGGAGAAAUAAAUGAAAAUGAAUUUAUAAAUAUAAUUACACAAAUUACACAGGUCGUUAUUGUUAUGGCUAUUCAUUUCUAG